AUGUUGAGUAUGUAUCUCAUAUCUCGAGAAAACAAUCGUUUGAAUUUGGGUAUCAGAUGUCUUCGAUAUUUUUGCCAGAAAAACGGCUUUUCUUUGCUCGAUAUCGCCUACCGCCAUCUGCCAACACAGCUCUCUUUCACUCAACUCGAGGACACUGGUCGAGGAACGAUUAAGCCACCGUCUUACCAACAUGCCCCAAUGACGCCAGACUUUGACCAAGAGGCGAUAGAUGCCAUGAGUUACGACGGCUUGCCUCCCCUCCAAGCAAAGAUAUCGACCUCGGAUAUUGUCAUCUUCACGAACCUGACGAGCGUGUUCCUGAAGAGCAACCGACGAAUAGAACAAAUGUUUUCGGCUGCUAAUGAUGAACCGGGCACUGUUGUUGUCAAGGAUGGACAAUUUACGCGUCAAUCUAAUGGAUCCGGCCUCACCACAGUCGGUUCGCCACUGGGACUAGCAGAUAUCGAUUUCGAAGACAGUACUAAAGAUGGACUGGUCAUUGACCCUUUCUUAUCCGAAAUCCCGAACUUAGUGGUAGGAGAAGAAACGAUAAUACGAGCAGUAGAUGGCUUACAAUUCGCAUCUCCAGAUAUGCUAUCAUAUCUAAGGCUGCCUUAUCGCGGAGGCGUUACUAUUGCUGUUACACCGCGUGAAUCUUCUGGAUUGUUGUCUGGAUUAAGUACCGGUGCUGCACACACGUUGGAGGAUGGUGCCAUAAUACACGACGUCUCGGUACUGCAUGUUAUGGUGUCCAUGUCUUCACCCAUCAACCGAAAUACACGGAGAAUUAGGUGCGAGUUUAGGAAGGUCGUUGAGGGUGAACUGCCGCUUGUCGUGACGGUCAACAGCGUCGAUGUUAUGGCGUCUUUGAUACAACUUAAACAAGAACCAGAAGAGAUAUCUGAAAAAUCUAUUCGUAUGACGUUCCUUGGAGCGCCCGAAGCGCAUCUUCUUGCUACCGAGAUAGGCAACGCUGGUGUUGGCGUAAUCCUUAGUCGUGUGCGGCCUUUCCCUAACGACUGGCAAUCAAGGAGAACGUAUGUGAUGUUCAUUACCCUCUUCGAUGAGAGAAGAUUAUUAAAGCGCUGUGGUCUUCCAGGCCCGCCGCUUUCCGAGGACAGUGCGCUAGACGUACUCCUGUCGCACAAUGUCACGAUGGGCAUCGGCCUUGAUAUUUUUGGUUUGGGUCCUCAGAAAAGCACUGCCCCGAAUACGAGAUCUGAUGCAGCCUGGCUCGCACGGAAUUAUCACAGUCCGAUUGCGCUAGCGUUAGUGAAUUUGGAGACGCUACUUGGCGUGGAUACGAGGGAUCGGGAGAAGCCAUCGUCUUUUGUCGCAGUCGCAAGGCCACAGAACCUUCCAUUCACCAACAUGUUUGCCAUGCCUCAUGCCUAUCACUCUUCUGUUUUCACAUACCAUGUUGCCAACACGCGUCUCUCCAAAGCCCAAACAUCUAACCACAACCACGAUUGCGAAAAUGUUCGACACAACGACGACCAUGAUAAACCUCCUUCUGAAUACAUGGCUCUACUGGCAGCUGAUUUGCGCGUUCACCAUCAUCGCCAAAGUUGGAUAGUCUACCGACUUGAGCGCAAUGCGAAGCUAUUCUUGGUGUUGCUUCUCUCUGUCUUCAUAACGUAUCUUGGAGUAUGGCCUCAGACGUCAGCUCUUGUUCAAGCACAUAUGGUGGAGUUCAUCAAGGAUAAUCUUGCGUUGAUCAGGUUCGCCAUUACGGGUGCAGCCCGUGCUGUGUACAUUAUCAUGAUUUGGUACAUCGUGGCUUACUGUCCCGAAGUUGUGAUAUUGGAGCUCGUCAUCCGUAGGCCGCUGUGUAUGGUCGAAGCGUACUUGAAUCGGUUGCUGGCAUGGAUAUGA
This is a messenger RNA of Desarmillaria tabescens, 1875 nucleotides long. RefSeq lists its product as uncharacterized. Lineage: Eukaryota; Fungi; Basidiomycota; Agaricomycetes; Agaricales; Physalacriaceae. The transcript is spliced from 10 exons. Bases 1 to 1875 code for a protein of 624 amino acids. The record is from RefSeq and is a predicted model, not a curated record.